GCGGCGGCGGUGGUGGCAGCGGUGGUGGCGGCGGCGGCGCCGGGCAGUGGCUGAGUCUCCGCCGCGGCCGCAGCUCGCGGUGCCCGAGCUCUAAGGCGCAUCCCGGGCUCGCGGCCCGAGCGGCCAAGACGGCGGGCCGGCCGGGCGCGGGGCGGCGCGCGCUGUGCUGCGGGCUGCGCUGGUGGGGAGCCGCGGGCCGCGGCGGGGGUCCCGGGCCCGGCGUGUGCGGCUGGGAGGCGCUCUGGGGUGUGGGCGCGCGGGCGGCGGCCGGGGCCAUGGCCGAGGGCGGCGGGGGCGCGCGGAGGAGAGCUCCGGCGCUGCUGGAGGCAGCCCGCGCACGGUACGAGAGCCUGCACAUCUCCGACGACGUGUUCGGCGAGUCGGGCCCGGACAGCGGCGGGAACCCCUUCUACAGCACCUCCGCAGCCUCGCACUCCUCCUCGGCCGCCUCCUCGGACGAUGAGCGCGAGCGCCCCGCUCCUCCGGGGACCGCCCCGCCACCCCAAGCCGUGGAUCCGUUGGAGCUGGAAGAGGAUGAGGCCGGUGGAGGCUGGAGUGCCGCGCUGCGGGAUCGCCCGCCCCCGCGCUUCGAGGACACCGGUGGUCCAACCAGAAAGAUGCCGCCCAGUGCUAGCGCGGUGGACUUCUUCCAGCUCUUUGUCCCAGAUAACGUGCUCAAGAACAUGGUGGUGCAGACCAACAUGUAUGCCAGAAAGUUCCAGGAACGCUUUGGCAGUGAUGGUGCCUGGGUGGAGGUGACACUGGCCGAGAUGAAGGCCUUCCUGGGCUAUGUGAUCUCUACCAGCGUCUCGCACUGCGAGUCGGUACUCAGCAUUUGGAGUGGAGGCUUCUACAGCAAUCGGAGCCUCGCCCUUGUCAUGAGCCAGGCCCGCUUCGAGAAGAUCCUCAAGUACUUCCAUGUCGUGGCCUUCCGUUCCAGCCAGACCACGCAUGGGCUCUACAAGGUCCAGCCUUUCCUCGACUCCCUGCAGAGCAGCUUUGAUGCUGCCUUCAGGCCAUCUCAGACCCAGGUGCUACAUGAACCCCUGAUUGACGAGGACCCCGUGUUUAUCGCCACAUGCACGGAGCGUGAGCUGCGGAAGAGGAAAAAGCGGAAAUUCAGCCUGUGGGUCCGCCAGUGCUCUUCGACCGGCUUCAUCAUCCAGAUCUAUGUCCACCUGAAGGAAGGUGGUGGCCCAGAUGGCCUGGAUGCUCUGAAGAACAAGCCCCAGCUCCAUGGCAUGGUGGCCCGGAGCCUGUGCCGGAACGCGGCUGGGAAGAAUUAUAUCAUCUUCACAGGGCCCAGUAUCACCAGCCUCACCCUGUUUGAAGAAUUUGAGAAGCAAGGGAUCUACUGCUGUGGCCUACUGAGCUCUAGGAAAAGCGACUGCACGGGCCUUCCUCCAUCUAUGUUGACCAACCCUGCCACCCCACUCGCCCGGGGCCAGUACCAGAUCAGGACAAAGGGGAACAUGUCUCUGAUCUGCUGGUAUAACAAGGGGCACUUCCGCUUCCUGACCAAUGCCUACUCCCCUGUGCAGCAAGGUGUCAUCAUCAAGAGGAGGAGUGGGGAAAUCCCCUGCCCUCUGGCUGUGGAGGCCUUUGCUGCUCACCUCAGCUACAUCUGCAGAUACGACGAUAAGUACAGCAGGUAUUUCAUCUCUCACAAGCCAAACAAGACGUGGCAGCAGGUGUUCUGGUUCGCCAUCAGCAUCGCCGUCAACAACGCCUACAUCCUAUACAAAAUGUCAGAUGCCUACCAUGUGAAGAGGUACAGCCGGGCUCAGUUUGGAGAGAGACUUGUCAGGGAGUUGCUGGGCCUGGAGGAUGCAUCACCAGCCCACUGAGACUGUGCUGGCCCAGGGGUGGCAGGGACAAGGAGGGAGCCAGUCACCUGCCUGCCUGUUGGAGGGCCCAUGUGUGGCCAGAGGGUCUGCUUUCAGCAUCACCCUCCCGAAGGGGGGUGGGCUCCCCAGAGCCCGGUACAGGUGACUGGAGGGGCUGUGGUGGCGGAAGCUACCAGCAGCAGGACCAGUGGACCAUCCUCUGCUGCCCAGAGCUCGAGAGAUCAUGACAGGCUCAAGUUCAGACCAGGCAAGCUUGCAAAAUAGGCCACUCAGUGCCACCACUCAGCACCUAGGAACGCGUGUGAUCAGCUUAGAUGGCUCCCUUGAAAGAAGACAUGCAGUGUGGUGGUGCCGUUAAAACUUCAGGAGACAGGAGCGGCUGCAGCUUGUUGACUAAACAGGGUGUUCCUGCUGCAUCCUCCACGGGGCUGGUGGGGGGCAGGGCAGAGAGGGAACCGAGAGGGUCACAGAGAAGAGCAAUGCUGUUUUUUAUUUUUCAAUAUAUCUUCAGGUUAUUUUCCUACUGUUGCUUAAGGUCUACUGUAAACAAGAUGUGUCCCUUGCUCUCCCACCCCGACUCCCUCACAGUCCCCUGCAUGGUCACAGUCUGUGUCUGGCCUGGGGACCCGACUCCCUCACAGUCCCCUGCAUGGUCACAGUCUGUGUCUGGCCUGGGGACCCGCAGGCUGUGCUCUUCGUCAUCCUGUCGUUGUUGGCAGAAUUACUUGUUUUGAGAAAUACGUAGCGUUGUGAAAACAAAAUCCUCCAACAUCCUUUCUCCGCGUGUGGUGGUCCCCCAGAAAGGUACGGCUGGAUCGGGAGGCCCUGGCUAGGGAACCCCCUGUGACUCGGCCUGAGGUUGGGGACUUCCCACAGCAGGGGCCGGCAGCAGCUGGCAGGAAGGCGUGUGGAACCCAAAGACCCAGGCCCUUCCGCCAGAGGUUGACGCAUCUCCACGGAGCCUCCGCCCCGAGGUGGAUCCACCAUCCCCACACACGGGAAACGAGUGAUCUCUGCACCUUGCAGCAGCCCCUUCAUCCGAGCGCCAGCGCCACCUAAUCUCUCCAGACACACGAUGUCCUCAACGGGGGCUUCGGGGCACUCUUCCGUGUUCAUUUGGUGAGCUGAGGUGUGGCUGCACCUCGUCACUUCUGUGUCCUCCCUGGUGGGACCCGCGAUGCUGUGGAUCGUGGGCCCGAUUUCAGAUUGUGUUUGAGAUAAUCUUUGCUGUACCCUUAACUGGAUUGCGAGCACUUUUGCCACGUGGAGAAAUAUAUUUUUAAUUUGUGACGCUUUUCUACAAGGUCCACCUUUUUCUGAGUUCAGGUGUUUCCAACACUUAGGGAGACUAACGAAGGCCAAUGACUUUUUCUUUUCUGUCCAAACAAGAAAAAUAAAAAUAAAAGUCUAUUUAGAUGUC
Messenger RNA from Alexandromys fortis (reed vole), 3267 nucleotides. It is a transcript of the gene Pgbd5, whose product is annotated as piggyBac transposable element derived 5. NCBI's taxonomy places the organism in Eukaryota, Metazoa, Chordata, Mammalia, Rodentia, Cricetidae. Gene Ontology annotation, biological process: non-replicative DNA transposition. Bases 276 to 1847 code for a protein of 523 amino acids. The transcript has 7 exons. The record is from RefSeq and is a predicted model, not a curated record. Gene Ontology annotation, molecular function: transposase activity.